This is a messenger RNA of Pimephales promelas (fathead minnow), 1573 nucleotides long. Lineage: Eukaryota; Metazoa; Chordata; Actinopteri; Cypriniformes; Leuciscidae. The record is from RefSeq and is a predicted model, not a curated record.
CUGCAAAGACUUGCGCCCAUAUAGUGUUGUUGAUAACGUAGACUUUAAAUACAUGGUCAACACACUUGAGCCACGCUACGUUACACCUACGCGCAAACACAUCACAGAAGUGGCCAUACCAAAUCUUUACGUGGAGGUUAAGACGGAGGUUUUGGAGUCCUUAAUGUCGGCGGAAAAAGUGGCGAUUACCUGCGAUGGCUGGACCUCCAGAGCGACUGACCCGUACGUAACAAUCACGUCUCAUUUUAUUUCAACUGAUUGGGUCCUUGUGUCGAAUAUCCUGCAGACCAGAGCGCUCUUUGAAAGCCACUCAGGGAACAAUAUUGCUAAAUUGCUCACCAAGUCAAUGAAUGAAUGGGGCUUGAAUGACAAAGUGUCAGCAAUUGUAACUGAUAACGCAGCUAACAUGCUACGAGCGGUUGGACUGACAGGAAUAUUGCACAUUGGCUGUUUUGCACAUGUCCUAAACUUGGCAUUACAGGCCACUCUCAAGUUGCCUGCAGUAUCAAGGCUUCUAGGAAGAGUGAGGCGGAUCUCUGCAUUUUUCCACCGGAGCACCAUAGCUAGCCACGAACUAAAAAAAAACAGAAACUGCUGGACCUGCCACAGCACAAGUUACUGACCGAUGUUCCAACGCGUUGGAAUAGUGCAUUUGACAUGGCGGAAAGGUUUUUAGAACAGCAAGCUGCUAUCUCUGCUGCACUACUUGCCCCUGAGAUAAGAAAACAAGAGAAAGAUCUGAGCUCCCUUACAGAGGCAGACAUAACAGCAGCAGAGGCUGUUGCAUUGGCUCUGAAGCCACUGAAGAAAGCAACUUUAGUCAUUUCUCAAGAAGGAACCCCAACUCUCUCGGUCAUCGCACCUCUGAGAGCAAAACUUCUGGAAGAGAUGCAUCCAGCCCAGAGUGAUCCUGUGAUGGUGAAGGAGAUGAAAUCUGCUGUGCAUCAGGAUCUCCAGAAAAGGUACACAGGCUUAAAGGAACAACUUUACUUAGCUUCUUCCCUGGACCCAUGUUUUAAGUCCCUGCCUUUUUUGACUGAUGAUGAGCGUGAGGAAGUCUUCACCCAACUCACUGAUAACACUAAGACACUGGCAACGGAAAAAAGCUCAAGUGGACCAAUAAAUGCAGAGGCCAAUGAAGCAGAACCAGCUGAGGACUCUGGACCCCCAUCCAAGAAGAAAAGAGACUCUUGCGCAUUGGCAGAUCUCCUUGGGGAGACAUAUACUCCAGAAGCGGACUCCAUAAAAACAACAGAUGAUGCAGUAGAUGAGGUGAUGAAGUACAAAGAGGUAAAACCAGUUCCACUCAGCACUAAUCCACUUAGCUGGUGGAAGGAGCAUGAGGUGGAAUUCCCUCUUUUGUCAUGCCAAGCUAAGCAAUACCUCUGUAUUCCUGGUAGUAGUGUACCAGCUGAGAGUCUUCUCAACUGCUGGUGACAUUGUCCCUGCCCAGAGAAGUGCACUGACGCCUGAGCAUGUAGACCAGCUGCUGUUUUUGAACAAAAACCUGCAUGUGCACUAGUUAGAUAACAAAUGCUUCAGAGUUAAGUUAACUGGAGUUAACUCAGUUAAC